GCAUUCCGACUGCCUCUCACCGAACUUGUAUUGGUCUCGUAAGCGCCCCCAUUGUGUUUGAUACUGGUCAUCCAUCUCCGACCUGGAACUGCAAUCCUUUAAGCAUCAAUUUUUGGGUCAUAGCUGGCCACACAAUUUUCACCAUCGCCGCAGCCUCAAUUCCUUCAAUUACGAGAUAUGGAGUGGCUGCGCUCGCUCCCGACCGUAGCUGUCGUUCCCUUAUGCGGCCUUUCUUGGGCAAUUUGCACAUGUGUUUACCGGCUAUGGUUUCACCCAUUGGCAAAAUUCCCCGGCCCCAAACUCGCGGCUCUGACCACCUGGUACGAGGGCUAUUAUGACUGUAUUGGAUACAAAGGGAGAUAUACGUUCAAGCUUGAAGAGCUGCACAAAAAAUAUGGUCCAAUUGUACGGAUUGGCCCUAAUGAGUUGCAUGUCAAGGACCCAGACUACUAUGCUCAGUUGUACAACAUGAGCAACCGACUUGACAAAUACGAUUGGUACUAUGGAAUGCUAGGCAACCCAGAAGCGACAUUUCCAUGUAUCAAGCAUGAAGUUCACAAGAUUCGGCGGGGAGCGCUUAAUCCAUUCUUCUCUCCAGCCGCAGUCCUCCGAUUUCACCCCGUGGUACAGAGAGUGGCCGACCGGCUAACAGACCGUAUGAAGCAGAGCAUCGAAGAGGGCAAGCCUAUCCCAGUAUUCUUUGCUUUCCGUUGUCUUACGGUAGACAUCAUUUGCGAAUAUCUCUUUGGCAAGCAAUUGCAUCUGGUGGAUCGAGAAGAUUGGGGGAGAAGCUUUUACUCAGCUUGGCGCGGCCUAUGGGAAAUGUCUCCCAUGAUUCGUCAGUUCCCAUUCCUCCUGGACAUGUUUCGAAUGACCCCACGAUGGUUGCUUGCGCUCACGAAUCCCAAGGCUUUGGAAGUUCUGGACAUGGAAAAGCAGACUGAUAGUUGGACAAAGGAAUUGCUCGAAUCGAACCCAGAAGAUAUCGCAAAGAAGGAGCAAAAGACAGUCCUUUGGGAGCUUGCACAUAGCGAUUCUGUUCCUCCGGAGGAGAAGACCUUUGAACGUUUGGCCAUCGACGGAAACAACAUUUUGGCGGCAGGUUUUGAGACCACCGGUACAGCUCUCAGCCACUUGAUGUACGGCGUCUUAGAAAAUCCGGAAAUACAUAAGAAGCUUUACAAGGAGCUGGAAGAGGCGAUCCCAGAUCCAGACCACAUGCCCAAUCAUCGUGAACUCGAAAAGCUCCCAUACUUCCAUGCCGUGAUCAAAGAAGGUAUCCGCCAUGGUGUUGGUGCUUACGGGCGACUUUCGAGAGUUAACAAAAAGGAGAGCAUGCGCUACAAGGACUGGGUCAUUCCUGCAGGCUGCGCUAUUGGAAUGUCUCCAUAUUAUGUGCUGUGGGAUCCCGAGAUUUUCAAGGAUCCAAGUACGUUCAAGCCCGAGCGAUGGCUCGAGCCUGACGCUCAAGAGCGUCUCGAACCUUACUACAUUGCUUUUGGGAGAGGCCCACGUGCCUGCGUUGGUCUGAAUCUUGCUUAUGCCGAACUGUACACCGUUUUUGCCGCCGUUAUUCGACGCUUCCCUACUUUAAAGCUUUACGAGACUAACCCGGAAGAUGUUGUUGCAGAGCAUGAUUUCUUUGGGGGCAUGUGGAAAUUUGAGGAGGGUAACAUGAGUCUUCAAGUUAAGGGUUGAUAGAUACUCUUUCUUACGGAUGGAAGAGGACAGUUUUUCUUUCUCUCCUUAAAGUCUGACAUUUGACUAGCCCUUUACGUCUUGAAACAGGAAGUGUUUUGCGGGUUAUGCUGCAAACGACCGUAUUCUGGCCAAAUCAUGAUUAAGGUUUUUCUUAGUUAUGAA
This is a messenger RNA of Verruconis gallopava, 1863 nucleotides long. RefSeq lists its product as uncharacterized. The transcript is spliced from 4 exons. The record is from RefSeq and is a predicted model, not a curated record. NCBI's taxonomy places the organism in Eukaryota, Fungi, Ascomycota, Dothideomycetes, Venturiales, Sympoventuriaceae. Gene Ontology annotation, molecular function: iron ion binding; heme binding; oxidoreductase activity, acting on paired donors, with incorporation or reduction of molecular oxygen. The coding region runs from base 178 to 1698 and encodes 506 amino acids.